UCUAUACGCGGGAAAAGUGAGAAAAUCUGUGAUAGGCGGGAGCAGUCCUACGUCACGACUGGGACCUUCCGGGUCCCAUAAACAAAACUGAACCUAAAAGCUAUCAGCAUAGAAUAGAAAAUCGAAUAUGUAUAAAAUUAUAGAGUUUGGAGCUAAUUCGAAUGGAACCUUACUGUGUGGAGAUAAAGCAUAGUUUUCCGAAUACGUGCGGGUUGGGAGAAAGCACUUUCCGGUUGUAUGGCGGGCAGUAUGACGCAGAUGAACUGAGGCUGAGGCUCGCUCAGUCGUCGCGAGGUACCAGUCGAGUAGAGUCCGCCCGCACGCGAGGACUCUACCCCGCCGUUUCCCUUACGAUAAUAUCUCCGCGAUAUCAAAUUGUUGUGCCAAAGGUGACAAUUAUAAAUGACAUCACAAAGUUUAACUAUUAUUUAGCGCAAGAACUUUCCGGUUUCAGCAGACGAGCGACGGGAGAGGCCGCAACAUGCUACGUUCCCUUCUGCUGGUUGCCUUCGUGGCAACCGCGGCCUCGCAGUCUGCUCCUGACCCUGGAUUCACACCAUCGGAAGAGGUCUCGCCGACGGUCCUAGGCGAGGUGGAGGCGCGCGACGGAGGCACUGACCUGGAGUUCCGGUACCACGACCACGAGCAGCUCACGCGUUACCUGCGCGCGGUGUCGGCGCGCUACCCCGCCCUCACGGCUCUCUACUCCAUCGGCAAGUCCGUACAAGGUAGGUGGAGGCGACGGAGGCACUGACCUGGUGUUCCGGUACCACGACCACGAGCAGCUCACGCGCUACCUGCGCGCGGUGUCGGCGCGCUACCCCGCCCUCACGGCUCUCUACUCCAUCGGCAAGUCCGUACA
Cydia fagiglandana is the source of this 862-nucleotide messenger RNA. Its product is annotated as carboxypeptidase D-like. NCBI's taxonomy places the organism in Eukaryota, Metazoa, Arthropoda, Insecta, Lepidoptera, Tortricidae. The record is from RefSeq and is a predicted model, not a curated record. The transcript has 3 exons. The coding region runs from base 482 to 754 and encodes 90 amino acids.